This is a messenger RNA of Mangifera indica (mango), 1639 nucleotides long. Its product is annotated as probable protein phosphatase 2C 59. Gene Ontology annotation, cellular component: cytosol; nucleus. Lineage: Eukaryota; Viridiplantae; Streptophyta; Magnoliopsida; Sapindales; Anacardiaceae. Gene Ontology annotation, molecular function: protein serine/threonine phosphatase activity; cation binding. Gene Ontology annotation, biological process: protein dephosphorylation. The coding region runs from base 408 to 1292 and encodes 294 amino acids. The record is from RefSeq and is a predicted model, not a curated record. The transcript is spliced from 9 exons.
UUGUUUUUCUUCAAGCCAAAACCAAAAACCCAAUUCUCUUUUUUUCUUUGGUUUUAAUUUAUUUUUUUAGUUUGAUUUUUGUUGUGCCUGAUUGCGUCUUCUUCUACCCACAACAAAACCAAAACUGAAACCAGCAUUAAACAGAAUUGAUCUCUCUCUUUUUUUUCCCUUUUAACUCCUUCUUUUUUAGCUUUCUCUCUGUUAUGGCAUUUCCUCUUCUCUUAUCUUCUUCUUCAGGUUGAGCUUGAUAAUUCGUGAACUUGAAUGAUCUGACGAAUGUAUACAAAUACAGUCAGCUCUUAAGACCGAAACAAAGACUGUCUUUGAUUUUACUGUUAAUUUUAUUUUUCUUUAAUUUUCAUCUUAGAGUGCGGUGAUCAAAUUGAAUUAAAAUUGCAAGCAAAAACAUGGGUUAUCUUAACGCAGUCUUGUCGUCUUCAAGCCAGGCUCAAGUUCAUUCUGUUGAUGCGCCAGUUAGCGGAGGCGGCCUUAGUCAAAAUGGAAAGUUCAGCUAUGGAUAUGCAAGCUCUCCAGGGAAAAGAUCAUCAAUGGAAGACUUUUAUGAAACAAGAAUUGAUGGUGUUGAAGGAGAGAUAGUUGGUCUCUUCGGAGUUUUUGAUGGUCAUGGGGGUGCACGAGCUGCUGAGUAUGUGAAGCAAAACCUUUUCAGUAAUCUGAUCCAGCACCCAAAGUUUAUCUCUGAUACUAAAUCAGCUAUAUCUGAUGCAUACAGUCACACAGACUCAGAAUUUCUGAAAUCAGAAAAUACUCAUAAUAGGGAUGCUGGAUCAACUGCUUCCACAGCCAUCCUUGUUGGUGAUCGUUUACUCGUCGCAAAUGUCGGGGAUUCCAGAGCUGUUAUAUGCAGAGGUGGAAAUGCUGUUGCUGUAUCUCGAGAUCACAAGCCAGACCAAUCUGAUGAACGUCAACGGAUUGAGGAUGCAGGUGGAUUUGUGAUGUGGGCUGGAACUUGGAGAGUGGGAGGUGUUCUUGCAGUUUCUCGUGCAUUUGGUGAUAGGCUUUUGAAGCAGUAUGUUGUUGCCGAUCCUGAAAUUCAGGAGGAGAAGGUUGACAGUUCUCUUGAGUUUCUUAUCCUUGCUAGUGAUGGAUUGUGGGAUGUUGUCACAAACGAGGAAGCUGUUGCAAUGAUUAAACCAAUCCAGGAUCCGGAGGAGGCAGCAAAGAGGCUGAUGCUGGAGGCAUAUCAGAGAGGCAGCGCAGACAAUAUCACUUGUGUUGUUGUUCGCUUCCUUGCUAAUCAGGGUGGUUCAUCUCGUGGCAGCUCUGCAUAAACGUCCUUUCCAGCUAUUGCUGGAUUUUGUUUCUCUACCUGGUUGCAAUAUGAACUUGCCAGUCUACAAUUGGUCACAGAAAAACUAGAGUCUUUCGUCCAGUGUAAGUUUUAACGAUAGAAACGCAAACAAACGGACUUACCAGGCUUGUGAUGUGUAUUUUGCAUUAUCAGUCUCUCUAAAUUAGAUGUGCCUCAGUUUAGCAUCUGUUUCUGGUUCUUGAAUGUAGCUAGAAAUGUGCAUGUAUGAAUGUGUAAAAAGUCUUAAGAGUGAAAUUUGAAUUUCCCAUGUUGUAAAUGUAGUUGAAGCUUCUUAUAUGCAAUUAGUCUUUCUUCUUCGAGUUUUAA